Molecule: messenger RNA, 1225 nt
Organism: Amphibalanus amphitrite
Lineage: Eukaryota; Metazoa; Arthropoda; Thecostraca; Balanomorpha; Balanidae
Product: programmed cell death 6-interacting protein-like
Exons: 2
Coding region: 66-962 (298 amino acids)
Cellular component (GO): chitin-based extracellular matrix
Molecular function (GO): structural constituent of chitin-based larval cuticle
Source: RefSeq, a predicted model, not a curated record
CCGAUGUGGGCCGGCCGGUGGGUAUUCACUGCUGUUUCCUCCUCCCCCGGCAGCACACCUCCAGGAUGAGAGCUCGCCAGGCGUGUCUGCUGCUGGCGCUGGUCGGCGCCGCGACCUGCCAGGUCACCGACCGACCCACCACCACCACCACGCCGGUGCCCAUCCUGAAGCAGGUCAACCGCGUCAACGACGACGGCUCCUACACGUACGGCUACGAGGCUGCCGACGGAUCCUUCAAGCUGGAGACGCGCUCCGCCAACGGCGAGGUCACCGGAAAGUACGGCUACGUCGACUCUGACGGCGUCCAGCGCGUCUUCGACUACAACGCCAGCAAGGGCGCCGGCUUCGCGCCCAGCUCCGAGCUGAUCCCCUCGCCGCCGCCGGGCCUGCCGCUCACCUCCACCAGCCAGGUGGCGCCCGGAACGUUCGUCGGGGAUAUCGACGUCGCCCUGGACGGCUACAGCGAGGACCUGGACGAGGAUGGCUUCGUCGACCCGAUCCCGACCGAGCUGCUGCAGGGCCGUCCGCAGACGCGUCGCCCGGCGCCGCAGCCCGCCGCCCGUCCCGCGCCGCGGCCCGCCGCCCCCGCCCGCGCCGCCGCUCCCGCCCGGCAGGCCGCCCCCGCCCCCGCCCCCGCCUCCUCCGGUCUGCCGGCCGGCACCCUCCGUUUCGACGGCGCCGCCCCGCAGCUGCUGCCCCAGCCUCAGCCUCAGCCCCAGCAGUUCGCCGCCCGUCUGCCGCAGCAGCCGCAGUUCGCGCCGCAGCAGCGCUUCGUGCCCCAGGGCGCGCCCCAGUUCGCUCAGCAGCCUCAGCAGUUCGCGCAGCGGCCGCCCCAGUUCCCCCCGCCUCAGCAGUUCGCUCAGCAGGCUCGCCAGCUGCCUCAGCAGCCGCAGCAGCCUUUUUUCAACGUGCAGGGCUUCGACGCCAAUAACGGUGUGAUCCGGGGCUUCCGCGCCAACUAACUAUCAUACUUGUUCACAUGCGUCUAUCGCUCGCCUCAUCGGCCGGCUGCGGUCUGUCUGCACCUUCCGGGGAUAACUUCCUUCGGCAGUGGGCAGGCGGCCCCGAGCUGGCGCCCUUGUUCCAAUCAUUCGCCCCGCUCCCCAUCGCACGCCGCUAUGACGUGUGUCAGAGCUCUCUGUGGGGUGAUUCAUGCUAUUGCACAUAUUCUUAUUGUGUGUCUUGAUGUAUGUUACCAAUGUGAAUAUACAAAUGUUCUAAACGC